This is a messenger RNA of Salarias fasciatus (jewelled blenny), 3374 nucleotides long. RefSeq names its product histone-lysine N-methyltransferase EHMT1-like. The record is from RefSeq and is a predicted model, not a curated record. Gene Ontology annotation, cellular component: nucleus; chromatin. Lineage: Eukaryota; Metazoa; Chordata; Actinopteri; Blenniiformes; Blenniidae. Gene Ontology annotation, molecular function: p53 binding; zinc ion binding; histone H3K9 methyltransferase activity. The coding region runs from base 69 to 3143 and encodes 1024 amino acids. The transcript has 23 exons. Gene Ontology annotation, biological process: negative regulation of transcription by RNA polymerase II; peptidyl-lysine dimethylation.
CCCGCCCCGCCUCAAACGGGUCAGAGCAUCACGACGCUGAAGCCUUUGCAGUCUGCCCAGCUUCGUCCAUGGAGCCCAGCACUGGUCGCGAGGGGUCUCUGUCCGGCAGAAGACCCUCCAGCCCAGCCUCUCGCCCCCCCGCCGCUGCUAAAGCACACAAAGUGUCCAUUACCCCCUUCCACUGCUCUCCCAUCAUUAUCAGCAGCAAUGCCUCGUUUCGCGGCAGGCCAGGGCCGGGGCGGGGGAAACGUUUUUCGGCGCCCGCCGGCUUGUUUCUAAGCACGGCGGGGCGUCUGGCCACACCCCUCAUCAGAGAGAGACUUGCCACUGCUUCUUCAGGCAGUGCGGACGGAAUGACUCUCAGCUCCAGAACAGGCCGGACGCCAGCAGAGGAGGAAACACCUGAAGCGCCUCCAGUCAGGCCUGCAGGGAAGAAGGCCUGGAAAGCCACUCCGGUGGAUCCCCAGGAGUCUGAUGGUCCCAGAGCUGAACCUCAGCCUGAUCAGAACAUUCAGCAGAAAGUCUCUGCUGCAUCACAGAAACCUCCGGGAGCGGCGAGGGGGAGGAAGAGGAAGAGGAAGAUGGGAAUGUACAACCUGGUGCCCAAGAAGAAGGUAAAGACUGUGAAGCAGCACAAUAAGAAAGAGAUGAAGAAGAGCCGCGCUGCAGCGGAACACAAACCCGAGGCUCCUCCAGAGGACCGACAGCUUCCAGUGGUCAGGAGCAAACCUCUAAAGCAGGAGAAGGAGGAGGAGCAGGCGGGGCCGGGCGGCCCUGUCGAAUACACAGAGCUGGCUCUGGACUGCCUGGACCUCAAGGCUCAGGUGGAGCUGCUGUCGCCUCCCCUGUCAGAUGUAGCAGCAGAUGCUGAGGUGACUGAGUCGGACUUGGCGGAGGAGCUGCCGCUCUGCUGCUGUCGUAUGGAGACGCCGUGCGGCGGCGGCCACGUGGAUCAGAUCUGCAUGGCCAUGGAGACCGCUGAUGGAACGCUGAGCCGCUGCCAGAGGCGAGCCAUGAAGCAGGAGAUGAUGAGACCCUCCAACACGGUGCACCUGCUGGUGCUGUGUGAGGACCACCGGGCCGGCAUGGUCAAGCACCAGUGCUGCCCCGGCUGUGGGCUCUUCUGCAGGGCGGGCAGCUUCCUGGAGUGCCGGCCGUACGGUAACAUCUCCCACCGCUUCCACUGGGACUGCGCCUCCAUCCUGAAGGAGCGCCGCUUCUGCCCGCACUGUGGCGAGGACGCCACGAGGGCGGCGCAGGUGACGGUGCCCCGGGCCGAGCCCUCGCCCUCCGUGCCCCGCUCCAACCCGGGGCCGUCGCUGCCCACCGCCGCCACGCUGCCGUCUGUCCCCGCCACGCCCGCCGUGCCGCAGACGCUGCGAGCCAAGAAGAGCAGCGAGCCGCAGCGGGACCGAGACGACAGUCCCAAGAGGUUGAAGGACGAAGCUCCACGUCCUGCAGAGAGACUCCCCAAAGAGUCCCUGGAAAACAUCCUGACGGCCCUCGAUGAUGAAAACCUGAAGCCAAAGAAAGUGAAGUACCCCGCCAGGCAGCUGUACGUCUCAGCCAAGCAGGGCGACCUGCAGAAGGUCAUCCAUCUUCUGGUCAAUGGGAAGGACCCCAACUUCCUGAUGGAUGGUCAGAACAAGCGCACCCCGCUUCACGCCGCGGCAGCCGAGGGUCACCACGAGGUCUGCCACAUGCUGGUCCAGGCCGGAGCCAACCUGGACAUGUUUGACCAAGAGCAGAGGACGCCGCUGAUGUCCGCCUGCGAGAACAACCACCUGGACACAGUGAAGUACCUGAUCAGAGCCGGGGCCGCCGUCGGCCAUAAGGACGUCUUGGGCUUCACCUGUCUCCACCUGGCAGCUAAACUGGGACAUUACAAUGUCAUCCAGCAUCUGCUCUCCAAGGCUUCCAAGCACAUCAACUGCCAGGAUGAUGGAGGCUGGACCCCCAUCACCUGGGCCAUCGAGUACAAACACGUGGAGGUGGUGCUGCUGCUGCUGGGCAAAGGAGCCGACGUCAACAUACGGGACAAGGAGGAGAACGUGUGUCUGCACUGGGCCGCCCUGUCGGGCUGCGAUGACAUCGCUCAGGCUCUGCUGGACGCCCGCUGCGACCUGAACGCCAUCAACGUGCACGGAGACUCGCCGCUCCACGUUGCGGCCAGAGAAAACCAUCUGGAGUGCGUUGUGUUGUUCCUGUCUCGCGGCGCUGAUGUGUCUCUGAGGAACGUGGAGGGCCAAACCGCUCUGGACUGCUGCCUGACUGGAUCCAAAGUGUGGGCGGCGCUCAACGCCAACAAGAAGCUCACCGAUGCCCGCCGAGGCCGAGACUGUUUGGGAGAGCGAGUGCUCAGCAGAGACGUCUCCCGGGGUUACGAGUCUGUCCCCAUCUCCUGUGUCAAUGGUGUGGACGGCGAGCCGUGUCCCGACAACUUCAAAUACAUCCCCGACAGCUGCGUCACGUCGCCGCUCAACAUAGACAAGGACAUCACCCGCCUGCAGCACUGUGGCUGUACUGACGACUGUGUGUCCGGUUCCUGUGUGUGUGGACAGCUCAGUCUGCGCUGCUGGUAUGACAGCGAGGGUCGUCUCCCUCAGGACUUCUGCCAGCGCGAGCCGCCGGUGCUGUUUGAGUGUAACCACGCCUGCUCCUGCUGGAGAACCUGCAGGAACCGAGUGGUGCAGAACGGCCUCAGGGUGCGGCUGCAACUUUUCAGGACGCUGAACAUGGGCUGGGGGGUGAAGGCCAUGCAGGACGUUCCUCAAGGAACCUUCGUCUGCGAGUAUGUCGGGGAGAUUAUCAGCGACGCCGAGGCUGACAAACGAGAGAACGAUUCCUUCCUCUUCACGCUCGACAACAAGGUGGGCGACGUCCACUGCAUCGACGCCCGGCUGUUCGGGAACAUCGGCCGCUUCAUCAACCACCUGUGCGAGCCCAACCUGCUGGCCGUAAGAGUCUUCACCAUGCACCAGGACCUGCGCUUCCCUCGCAUCGCCUUCUUCUCCAGCAGGAACAUCAAAGCCGGCGAACACAUCGGGUUUGACUAUGGUGAUCACUACUGGAGGGUGAAGAGGAAGUACUUCAGCUGUCAGUGUGGCUCUCCCAAGUGUCGCCACUCAGCUGGAGGCCGAUAGAAACUCCACCGUGACCUCGGAUCUCUGAGUUCAUCCAGCCAGUGAUCAGGAAUGAAGAGCUCAGGAUCUCUCAGUUCUAUAGUUCAACUAGUUUUAACUGAUUAUUGUUAUUGUUCUUUUUAGCUUGAAUUGAAUUUAAAUCCUACAAAGUGUCUUAAUAGUGGAUUAAAAAAGUAAAUGCAGGUUUUGUUGUCUGUUUUUGCUACAUGUUCAACUUAGAAAUACAUACUU